This is a messenger RNA of Bufo gargarizans (Asiatic toad), 1939 nucleotides long. It is a transcript of the gene NXPH3, whose product is annotated as neurexophilin 3. Gene Ontology annotation, molecular function: signaling receptor binding. The coding region runs from base 397 to 1200 and encodes 267 amino acids. NCBI's taxonomy places the organism in Eukaryota, Metazoa, Chordata, Amphibia, Anura, Bufonidae. The record is from RefSeq and is a predicted model, not a curated record. The transcript has 2 exons.
CUGAGAAAGCUAGGGGACCAGCAGAGAAGGCACGAACCAAUGAGAGAACUGGAGAAGAAGAGAAAGGUGUGUGACAACCAGGCAAGGAAAGCAAGGAGAGAGGCGAGCAGGUGGAAGGAGGCAGCCGAGACAGAGCAAGUGCCAAGAGCAGGGGAGAAGCAAGGAAAAGAGUAGAAAGAACCAAGGUGAUGGUCAAAGAGAGUGAAGAAGUGGAGACGAAAAGGCAGUCACCUAUGUAGGGGAGGGGGAGAGUAGAGAAGUGCAAGGCAAGGGAGUAGCACAAGUGAGUGGUCAGGAGCAUCCAGGCUGUGUAUAUCUCUAGCUGUGUAUUCACAGCAUACACAUGGAUGCUGAACGCAGGUGAGUGUACGUCUCAAGACUCAGCCACUGAGCAAAAUGCAGCUAACGCAAUGCUGCUUUAUAUUCCUGGUUCAAGGCAGCAUCUAUCUGGUGAUCUGUGGCCAAGAAGAUUCUUCUACUGACCCAGAUGAUGAAGACCAGACAGAUACAAAAUCCCAUUCCAGGCCUCGAAUUCCUAGGAGACGGUCUUCUUCUCCAUCCCGGUCUCGUAACUCAAGCCCCUUGAACUCCACUAUCCUUCAACUUCUCUCCAACUCUCCGGAAUUCUGGGAUGUCCUGAACAGCCUUUCAGAGCUGGGUCAUAAUUCAGAACCCCCAAUACCAGCUCGGAUUCGACGUCAGUCUGUACUAAGGUCAACAGGAAGAGCCAAGAAAGUCUUUGGUUGGGGGGACUUCUAUUCCAAUAUCAAGACAGUAAAGCUCAACCUUCUCAUCACAGGAAAAGUGGUGGAUCAUGGGAACGGGUCCUUCAGUGUCUACUUUCUCCACAAUUCUACAGGCCAGGGGAAUGUUUCUGUCAGUCUUGUCCCACCAUCUAAAGUCCUUGAUUUUGAUUUGGAGCAGCAGAUGUAUGCAGAAGCAAAGGAAUCAAAAAUCUUUAAUUGUCGAGUGGAAUUUGAAAAAGUAGAUAAAGCAAUUAAGACAGGUUUAUGUCCUCACGACCCGUCAAAGACCUGCCACCAACAGCAAACUCGUAGCAAGGUCUCAUGGACAUGCUCUCACCCAUUCAAGAUUGUUUGUGUUUAUGUCUCAUUUUACACAACAGAUUAUAGACUAGUGCAGAAGGUCUGCCCGGACUAUAACUAUCACAGCAGCUCUCCAUACUCACCCUCGGGCUAAAGAUGACAAAAAAUUGAGCUCACAGCUGUGGAAUGGCCUAUAUUGGUCUAACUUUGGGUCUACCUUUUAUGGACUUCCUGUGCCUUGGUCUGGUCCAUUGUGGUGUAUGUAUUUGUGGAGACAGUGGGCAGAAAGCUAUGUAAGUGAUGUGUUGGAUGUGAAAUUUAAACCACUUCAAUAUACACACAAAUAUAAAUUCUAUAUUGUUAUCUCCCUAUAAAAUGAACUCAUAGAUUCACCUGGACACCGAAAAAGUUGUGGUCUUGAGGCCUAACUAUGUCUCUGAAUACUAUAUCUUCUGAAAACCCUACUAGAAAGAUUUAGGGUAACACCCAAAAAUCUAGAAGUGAGGUUUCAAACAUUAAAGUAAAGUUAAAGUAACAGCUGACUGCAAGUUAUCUUGUCCAUCCAUCAUAGCAAAUAUCUUAUAUCUUGUGUAUGACCAUUUGGCCAAUUUGCAAGUUGUGACUCCGUUUUAUUAUCACUGUUGUUUACCAUCAUCUGACCAUCUUGUAGUUCAGUAUUGUCUGUGUAUCUACAUCAUGAGGGUUGCCUUAAUGUGUAGUGAAAAAACUCAUAUCCUACAACUAUGGAGACUAUAGAACUUUAUAAAGGCACAAAAACAUACAAUCAUCAUACAAGUAGAAGCCACCAAAACUGUAAACUUCCCAUUCAACAAGUGAUCGAAAGCAGUGGUAAUAUCGAGAGGCUGGCAAGAAAUACAUAUUGUAAAAUAAAA